AUGUCCGCGGUCGUCGCCCCUGCAGCCGCCUACCCGGACACCAUGCACUUCGAGGCAGAAGAAUCCAAGGAAGUGGCUACAGAUGUCUUUAAUUCCAAAAACCUGGCCGUUCAGGCACAGAAGAAGAUCUUGGGCAAAAUGGCAUCCAAGUCCAUUGCAACCACUCUUAUCGACGACACAAGCAGUGAAGUGCUAGAUGAGCUCUACAGGGUGACCAAGGAGUACACCCAGAACAAGAAGGAGGCAGAGAAAAUCAUCAAAAACCUCAUCAAAACCGUCAUCAAGCUGGCCAUCCUUUACAGGAACAACCAGUUUAACCAAGACGAGCUGGCACUGAUGGAAAAAUUUAAGAAGAAAGUUCACCAGCUUGCAAUGACGGUGGUCAGCUUCCACCAGGUGGACUUCACCUUUGACCGGAACGUGCUGUCCAAGCUGUUGAAUGAGUGCAGAGAGAUGCUGCACCAGGUCAUCCAGCGUCACCUCACCGCCAAGUCACACGGACGAGUUAACAACGUCUUUGAUCACUUCUCAGAUUGUGAUUUCUUGGCGGCCUUGUAUAAUCCCUUUGGAAAUUUUAAACCCCACUUACAGAAAUUGUGUGAUGGUAUCAACAAAAUGUUGGAUGAAGAGAACAUAUGA
This is a messenger RNA of Budorcas taxicolor (takin), 639 nucleotides long. It is a transcript of the gene TNFAIP8, whose product is annotated as TNF alpha induced protein 8. The record is from RefSeq and is a predicted model, not a curated record. Gene Ontology annotation, biological process: regulation of apoptotic process. Gene Ontology annotation, molecular function: cysteine-type endopeptidase inhibitor activity involved in apoptotic process. The transcript is spliced from 2 exons. Gene Ontology annotation, cellular component: cytoplasm. Lineage: Eukaryota; Metazoa; Chordata; Mammalia; Artiodactyla; Bovidae. The coding region runs from base 1 to 639 and encodes 212 amino acids.